AUGUAUUUCAAUCAACAGUUUAUUGUCUGUUUUCUAGGUCUCCUUUUUACUUGGUCGUGCACGAAUAUCUCCGGGUUAGAAGGAUGUUACAGAACUGGUGGCAAAAUAGAAUCCAACGGAUCUGUGUUAACACUAAACAGUGGCCUUUUGCUCGAAAAUAGUUCGUAUUUCGUAAAUGUGAAGGUUAUAAAGGAUCAGAAGCAAGCUGAGUACACACAGGAAGUGUUUAUUGCUCCAGGCAACCCACCAGAAAUACAAAUAAGGUGUUCAUCUUUAAGAAGUUAUUUCUAUGUAAAGAAAUGUACGUACAGUAGAAUCCCGGUAACUUGAACUCUUAAGGGAAAUGAAAAAAAGUUCGAGUUAGCGGGGUAAAUUUCAGUCAAAUUUAAGGGAAACGAAAGUUAGUUCGAGUUAGUGGGGAAUUCGAGUAAUCCGAGUCAUUCCAGGUUCAGUUAUCGAGGUUCUACUGUAUCUAGUUUACAAAGUAAAAUACAUUCACUUCGAAAGUAUUUUGUCAGACAUAAAGGGGACUGCUGAACUUCUAGACGCGAGUACUUAUUUUUAGUACGUAAAGGUGAAAGCAAUGUUGGGAUAAAGGAUAAGUAAUAAUAAUACCUUAUGAUAGCUUUGAUUCACUUUUGGAUUCAGAGUCAGGUCUGACUUUAACAACACAAAAAAGAACGUACUUAAGAGACAUUUGCAAUUCAUUUUAGCCGAUGUUUUGCAACAGACUUACGAACUGAUCGGAAUUGAUAGUUUUUAUGUCAAAUUACUAAAUAGUUGUUUAUCUUAAAUGUUACAGAUGUGUGGACAAUUGUAACGGAAAAUUGAAUCCAUCGGGCAGAAUAGCUCUACAAGGAAUUUGCACCGGGUUUUUGUGUGAAGGAUCUCUUACCUACCAGUGGCUACUUUUGAAAGCAACCAACAUCAGCCACUCAAACGAGACCCAGUGGGUGGAACUUACAGAGAUACAACAGCUCCUAAGUACACAACUGUAUUCAAGAACGCUGGUCACUUACCCAAGAGUCUUGGAGGCAGAUGAAACAUAUAAGUUUGUGUUGACCGCAAAGAGACCUGGGGGUUAUCCAGGAUAUUCUGAGUACCAAGUGAUCACCAACAGCCCUCCUACUGGAGGAUACUGUCAAGUUACUCCGCAAUCAGGCAUCACUUUAGUCACAGAAUUCUCCUUUUCUUGUGUUAACUGGCAGGAUGAAGAUCCUCCUAUGCAGUAUGAAUUUAUUUACUUUGCAAAUAGCGAUCUUUUGAAUGUAGUUUACAAGGGCUCACAGCCCAGCCAACGCACAAAGCUUCCACUUGGGGAGAGAGAGAAAAACUUUACUAUCGACUUUCGUGUGAGGGUGUCGGACGUGUUUGGAGCAUUCACUGAAGUUAGGACACCUGUUCAAGUGAGUACAUGAGCAAUAAAACCUUUAAUUACCGAUUUUUAAGGAUUAGGAAAUUGGCAGGAAAGUUAAGAGAGGUCGUACAAUUAAAAUAAGGUAUAGAAGGCAAAGAGAGAGAGUUUUUCCGGUAUUAGCUGCAUUUAAUGGAAGUAAAGUUUGAAAAGUAACUUCUUCAUAUUCUUUAUAACGUUUAUUAACACUUCCGUUGUUUUUUGCAAAACUCGUCGUCGUUAUGUUGAUUGUUAGUUAGAGAGGUUUUCCGAUAUACGUAUUUCUAGUCUAGUUAGCGUCGUUAUGUUAUAAACUGUUAGUUUUAAGAAAAAAGGAUUUGAUGUGAGGUGGUAUGAUUUAUUUCAGCCUCUGUGAUUAUGAUGGUUAACAAGAUACCUUAAUAUGAUUCAUCUAUUCGUCUACUGUUGUGCAUAUUUUCUCUUAUUUAUUCCCAGAGAAGUCUUAGCGUUUUUUCCCUAAUGUUUUUCGUAGUUGCUUUCACCUGAAGCAGGGAAUGAAGUUUGCCAUCAAGCCUAGCAGAUAAAUUACCUCUUUUUUAGACUAGUCUUCCAGGUGAUCGUACGACUAGCUCAGGCCCCAAUUGUUCAGAGGGUGGAUAACGCUGUCAACUGGAUGAAUCUCUAUCCAGUGGAUAACGCAACUGGUUUCUCUCGCCUGAUACUUGUCCACUGGAUAGUGAAUUAUCCGGUGGAUGGCGCUAUCCAACGUUUCAAAAACCCGGGGGCCUGGUGUUAAUGACAGCUGGCGUUUUGACGAGCUGAGCUAAACUCAUUUUCAUAUACAAACUAUUAUCUGCAAAGACGACCACGAUCUGAUGACCCAGAAAAUAACCAUCCGUUUCAGUGUGUCGACUUUACCAUCGAACUGUGACUGUUGUCGGCUUCAAUUUUAUGAUAGGUUGUGGAGCUCACCGACGGGGAAGAAAAUCUCGUGGACAUUGCUGCAAAUCUGACAACCGGAGAAAACAGUGAAUUAACGAAAUUAAUCCAGUCCGGUGACCUGUCACGUGCCUUCCAAUUGGCCACAGCGGCCCUUGUAGCCGUCGAUGAUAACACCCAAACAGUGUCGCAAGACUUAACGGCAAAAAGGAUUGCGGUAAUUUUCAUAUAAUGACUUCAACAGAAUUCAGUUUUCCUUCUUCAGCUAUAUUGGUGCUGGUAUCUUUUCAAGAAAUAGCGUUGCUUUAGUUUAAACCCAGAGUGCCAUAAAUAUGUUUUUUCAUUCUUCAACCAAAUAUCAGUAGACCUUUCCGCAUUAAACUUCAAGUGAGCCCGCACAAUGGGACCGAGGUUUGGGGUGACAAUUCCCGAUCCAUACACACGUUCACUUAAUUUUUUUUAUCACAAGCCCGGAGUUGGUGUACGUACAUGUUGGAAUGCUUGAACGGUCUGUUUUAUAAAAAAUCUGGUAUUUCUAAUCUUUUCUACAUGCUGUUUGAAUAGAUGAAGUCAAGUAUUUUGCAACAGAUGUCGGCUGUCAAAGCAGAAACUGUGCUAAGAGUCCAACAGGUAUCAAACGUGAUUGCUGAGGCCAGUUCGGUUAUCAGCGAAGUCACAGUUGAGGCACAAGUAAGUGAUUAAUUAAAAUAACUUUAUUAUAGGACAUGGUCAUAAUCAUUCUCUCUUGUCAUAAUAGAAUAACAACGUAAACCUCUCCGUCAAACCAGACUCCUCGUCUUACGGAACAUAGAUUAAUUCAACUCUGUCAAUAAAAAGUUGCUACCAAACCUUAAUUAGUCCUUGACACUUUUUUAUUACCACGUCUUUUGAGAAAACCGCUACGGAUGCCCUUGUAACAAUGACGUCAGUACUAAAGGCGGAAUCAUUGGCCGGGGAGAACUACGAAACGAUUUUGGAAGGCGCACGUAGUCUGGUGACUGGUCUCGGAAGUAUGCUCAGAGUGACUUCUUUUGGGGCAAAAGCAUACGAUUCACAAUACCCUCACCAGGAUUCUUCCAACUAUCGACGGCGGAGGAGUACUAGAAACGGAACGUCACUUGCGUCAGAUAUCUUCGUGAGAAGGCAAAAGAGGAGCACGAUAAACGAAACCUUUGAUGAGAAACUGCAGGUAAUAUAAUGUUACGAGUUUAGGGUGUGGAAAAAUGCGUAGGUUGCAUGUUACCACUGAAGGCGGCAGGACAUGAAAAGUGAAGCAAAAGGGAAGGUGCCCCUUUUUCCGUUAUGAUCGCAUUUCUUCAAGACGAAAUGCAACUCCUUACUACGGUAAAACCCGGCUGGUUUGCUGCCACGCUUGAAUUACCCAUCUCUGGCAUUUCAUCGGGUUAAUUAUUAUCAGGCUGUUAGCUGGGGAACAAGGGUGGCGCAGUGCUAAGAGCACUCGCCUUCCACCAAUGUGACACCACAGGGAGCCCACACAAUCUGUUUGUGUAGCCGAUUGUUAUUUUAUAGUAAAUGUACUGGAUUUACCGUUUGCUUCCCCUAUAGCGAUAUAUCGCUAACUAUGUAUAUAAAUCAAUGAUAAAUAAACGUNUGAAUUAUCCGGUGGAUGGCGCUAUCCAACGUUUAAAAAACCCAGGGGCCUGGUGUUAAUGACAGCUGGCGUUUUGACGUGCUGAGCUAAACUCAUUUUCAUAUACAGAUUAUUAUCUGCAAAGACGACCACGAUCUGAUGACCCAGAAAAUAACCAUCCGUUUCAGUGUGUCGACUUUACCAUCGAACUGUGACUGUUGUCGGCUUCAAUUUUAUGAUAGGUUGUGGAGCCCACCGACGGGGAAGAAAAUCUCGUGGACAUUGCUGCAAAUCUGACAACCGGAGAAAACAAUGAAUUAACGAAAUUAAUCCAGUCCGGUGACCUGUCACGUGCCUUCCAAUUGGCCACAGCGGCCCUUGUAGCCGUCGAUGAUAACACCCAAACAGUGUCGCAAGACUUAACGGCAAAAAGGAUUGCGGUAAUUUUCAUAUAAUGACUUCAACAGAAUUCAGUUUUCCUUCUUCAGCUAUAUUGGUGCUGGUAUCUUUUCAAGAAAUAGCGUUGCUUUAGUUUAAACCCAGAGUGCCAUAAAUAUGUUUUUUCAUUCUUCAACCAAAUAUCAGUAGACCUUUCCGCAUUAAACUUCAAGUGAGCCCGCACAAUGGGACCGAGGUUUGGGGUGACAAUUCCCGAUCCAUACACACGUUCACUUAAUUUUUUUUAUCACAAGCCCGGAGUUGGUGUACGUACAUGUUGGAAUGCUUGAACGGUCUGUUUUAUAAAAAAUCUGGUAUUUCUAAUCUUUUCUACAUGCUGUUUGAAUAGAUGAAGUCAAGUAUUUUGCAACAGAUGUCGGCUGUCAAAGCAGAAACUGUGCUAAGAGUCCAACAGGUAUCAAACGUGAUUGCUGAGGCCAGUUCGGUUAUCAGCGAAGUCACAGUUGAGGCACAAGUAAGUGAUUAAUUAAAAUAACUUUAUUAUAGGACAUGGUCAUAAUCAUUCUCUCUUGUCAUAAUAGAAUAACAACGUAAACCUCUCCGUCAAACCAGACUCCUCGUCUUACGGAACAUAGAUUAAUUCAACUCUGUCAAUAAAAAGUUGCUACCAAACCUUAAUUAGUCCUUGACACUUUUUUAUUACCACGUCUUUUGAGAAAACCGCUACGGAUGCCCUUGUAACAAUGACGUCAGUACUAAAGGCGGAAUCAUUGGCCGGGGAGAACUACGAAACGAUUUUGGAAGGCGCACGUAGUCUGGUGACUGGUCUCGGAAGUAUGCUCAGAGUGACUUCUUUUGGGGCAAAAGCAUACGAUUCACAAUACCCUCACCAGGAUUCUUCCAACUAUCGACGGCGGAGGAGUACUAGAAACGGAACGUCACUUGCGUCAGAUAUCUUCGUGAGAAGGCAAAAGAGGAGCACGAUAAACGAAACCUUUGAUGAGAAACUGCAGGUAAUAUAAUGUUACGAGUUUAGGGUGUGGGAAAAUGCAUAGGUUGCAUGUUACCACUGAAGGCGGCAGGACAUGAUAAGUGAAGCAAAAGGGAAGGUGCCCCUUUUUCCGUUAUGAUCGCAUUUCUUCAAGACGAAAUGCAACUCCUUACUACGGGAAAACCCGGCUGGUUUGCUGCCACGCUUGAAUUAUCCAUCUCUGGCAUUUCAUCGGGUUAAUUAUUAUCAGGCUGUUAGCUGGGGAACAAGGGUGGUGCAGUGCUAAGAGCACUUGCCUUCCACCAAUGUGACACCACAGGGAGCCCACACAAUCUGUUUGUGUAGCCGAUUGUUAUUUUAUAGUAAAUGUACUGGAUUUACCGUUUGCUUCCCCUAUAGCGAUAUAUCGCUAACUAUGUAUAUAAAUCAAUGAUAAAUAAACGUUGAAUUACCUUACCUGUGGUAUAUAGUCGUCGUUUUACCUCAAAAGCGGAUUUUUGAGCGAUUUUGAAGGAGUUUGAUUUCGCCGUUGACUUUUCCUUGUAAUUAAUUCCUUCUAUUAUAAGGAACAGUCAACGGCGAAUUCAAACUCCUUCAAAAUCGCUCAAAAAACCGCUUUUGAGGUAAAAGGACGACUAUAUACCACAGGUAAGGUAAUUCAAGCCGUUUUUAGUGUCGUCACCUUACGCUCCGGAGCGUUGCGUGACGACACUAAAAACGGCUGUGUAGCAGACUAAAUAACAAUCGGCUACACACAGAUUGUGCGGGCUCCCUGUGGUGACACGGAGUCAAGUGCCGGCGUCAACGCGACAAGUGGGUUGAGUUUCCUGUUAGUUCUCUCCUUUGCUCCGAAAGGUUUUUCUCCGAUUACUUCAGUUUUCCCGUCUCUUUAAAAACCAACAUUUCCAAAUUCCAAUUCGACCAGUAAUCAGGUAGACGGAGGACCACUAAGUGGAUGUGCUACCUCUAUAUCGUUAUUUAUUUGAUUUAGGCAAUAGUUAUUCAAUUGAUGGUCCCUGCUUCUAGACAGCCUGGGCAAACAUAAUCUUAAAGGCCUUCCAGGAGGAGUUAAAGUUUGUCAACUGAAUUUACUCGUAAAUUUUGCUGUAUAAACAGUCACACGAUACACUGAUAAGUUAUGGCCAUUUUUAAAAUCACUCUUAUGAUCCAUUAGGUGUGCGUCCAGCAUACUCUUUCAGUCAGGAAAUUGAACAUGUUGUUUACUCGCCCAGUAAUGUUUCUUCUCCACCAAUGAAAACGGUAUUUCCCUCUUAAAAGAGUAUCUUGAUAAGACUUUACGCCUUUUUAAGUCAAAAAGACGUACAGAAGGUAUCCUUGAUUCUUUGGAUGAUGUCGGAAGUACGAUCUUAUCCCGAACACUGGUCGGAGAGGAGCCAAAAGAACUUUCAGCCAAGUCCGUGACUAUGCUCGUUGCCCGUAUGGAGCCAGAUGCAUUGGCUGAUUCUGUACUUGCAAGCAAAGGAAACAGUUUUACUCUUCCACCAUCUACUGAACUGUUUCGGAACAGUACACAAUUUGUGGAUAGUCAGGUAUGAUAAUCGAGAACAGCUGAAAUACCUGCAAUAUAUGGUGUAGGCGCGAUUGAUGAUUUGAAUGCAUUCAUUUUGUUACUUUUAGCCAUGAUUAACACACCUGAAGGUGUAAAGUAGUUAUUUGAAUUGAAUAAUUGAAUGGUUUCUGAUACUACAGGCCCCGACUGGGAUAAGAACGUGAGCUAAGUAAGAGUACGGUCACAAAACGUACGUUUUGAUUGGAUAAGGAUAAUUCUUCAGAGUGAACACUUCGUCCCUUUAAAAAGUGUUGUCGUCAAAACGUAUCAUUUUAAAGCGUUAAUACUGUUUGAACGUCAGUAAUGCCUGUCUUGCUAUAAACAAUUAUUCUUGUUUCAACUAACUCAUUUAAUCGCUUUGCUGUGUGAAUGAUCCUUAAGUCAUUCAUGUGGUCCAUUUAGUUGAUAUUCCACUUACCAGGCACAGUGUCCGAUUGGUGCAGGCUCUAGUGUCAAAAUGUGUUCGACUGCGUAAAUCAUAGGCGUCUUUAAGUAGAUGAUCGACAUUAAUUCAGUAAUCGUCUCCACAAAUUCAUUUUGCUCCAGGAAACAUAGAAACAAAGACAACCACUUUUCUCUCGCGAUCGAUGGGAUACCAGAUUUUGCGUAUUUGAGCUUAAAUUCUUCAUCAGACGCAAUUCGGUCAAUGAUAAUUAGAUUAUAAGGAUAAGAUUGACCUUUAUUGGGUCCAUACAACCAUUUUUUAUCUUACUGAUAUUUUGAUAGAACUCCCUUUCUCAGAUCAGUUGUAUUAUUCUUAUAAUCAUAACCAUUACAAAAUUGUCAAAUCUGAUUGGCUCUCAACUGCCCUGAUUUCAGCCUUAAUUGGACAGUUUAAUAGGACAGUACGCGUCAUGCCUAAGUAAUUGGACAGUACGCGCCAUCACGCGCGCGCUUAAAUGGCUUUGUUUUUUCACUGCUAGCAGAACAAAAUUUCGAAUUUCUUGUGUUUUGGUUUAAAAAAUAGCCUAUUGUAUCACAAAUUUUGUUAAAGUUAUGAUUAAUUGGUAACAGAACUUCGUGUCGUCCAAUUCAGUCUGUAAUCAUACUCCUGAUUAAACAAAUCGGACUCCCGCUACGCGGUCGUCCGAUUUUGUUAAUCACUCGUAUGAUUACAGACCGAAUUGCACUCCACUCAGUCCUGUUACCAUUACAAAGCGUCUGCCCUUUUAUGCUUUAAACAGGUGAUAACAACGGAUUAUGUGCCUUUCUCUUGGGACGCCUCUGCUUUGCGAGUCACUACUACAGUAUCAAGCCUUGAGCUGAAGAAUAGUACCGGGCACACCUUCAAUAUAACAGACCUUAAGACUCCGAUACUGAUCAGCCUCUUUAAUGAUCAGAAUUUUACUAAUAACUCUCAGCCUCAUUUUGUUGGAUCCAAUAAGACUGUCUACCACAGGAUUAAUGUAACUACAGAAGGAGUAGCUCUCUUACUCAAGAUACAACCAGAAAGUAGCGCUAGCGAGUUCUUAGUACAUGGGAAAUACAAUCUAAGAUCGGCCCCAGUCAACAGUGAUUUCAACAAGACAAUACCCGACUUUUCGUCGUGCGUUUACGACCAUGUAUUAGAUAGUUAUGUCAAUUGCUCUCGUGAUCCAUACAUGGUUGUGGUGGACAGUGCGCAUGUCAACCAGACAGGAUACUACUUCAUUGGAAUAACAUUCAAGUCUAGAACGUCCGGUACCACGAGAGUCAGACGAUGUGUAGGCGGCCAAGGGCGGUUCAAGCGAUCGUGCGUUCAAUACAAGGAGCCUUCUACUACAAGUGCUGCUUUUCACAUACCUCAGUACCUCCCAGGGGACGAAAACUAUACUAUGCUGGUCAUACCGGCUGCUUGUCUGUACUGGAGCACGGAGCUGUCCAAGUGGACAACAGAAGGGUGUAACGUAAGCAAACCUAAAACUACCUCUUCUACUAAGAAAAUCCUAUAAAGUGGAUCAACAGUUUGGGUAGACAUUUAACGCAGAUAAACUUUGUUCAUAUUUGACACAGAGAAAGAAAAUUUAAAGAACGUCAACAGAACAUCGAAUUUAAGCAUUUUGAGGAUUUUUUUCAAAAUGUGGGACAAUUUCAUUUUAUUAAAGACGAACACGGCCAUUCAAUGAUCACAAUUCAAUUUAUAACUGUUCUACAAAUUCUCUAAUUCAAAUCAUUCAUUGAAAAAUAUUUCAUUUUCAAAAACACCAAGUUUUCUGGUGAGGUUAACGCAUUUGCUUUUACUCAAUCUACAGGUAGCUGAAACAUCAGGCGAAGACUCUAUCCACUGUUCUUGUAAUCACUUGAGCGCUUUCGGAGGUCAGUUGUUUGUGGCACCAAAUCCCAUUGAUUUUGACAAGGUAGUGACGGAAUUCUCUCGUCUUCACGAGACUGGGAAUGUAGCUGUGAUUGCUGCCAUAGGCUGUGUUUUUGGAGUGUAUUUGGUUCUUCUGACGUGGGCUCGGAAGUAUGAUAAGCUUGACCACCUCAAGGUAAACGAAAAUUUCGUUCUUGCAGCAACAGAAAAGCGAAGACACUCGCACUCGCUUGUGAACGUUUUAAUUCUAUAAAAAACUCUAGCCUUCUAGUAGAAAGUUUACCCCGUUUCUCUUACCAUUUUUAGCAAGUAGAAAAGAAAGGAACAUUCUUUUAGUCAUACUUUUAUCUCCGCUCUUCCUGUAGCUUGGCAAAAGGUCGCUCCUAGGAGUUCGUUCACCUUGGGCCCACUUCUACGAGGUUGAAAUAUCCACCGGUUUUUGGCGCAACUCGGGAACCACUGCUAAAGUGUUUGUGAUGUUGGAGGGUGAACAGGGAACAAGCCGUCCAUACCAGUUGAAACUAGACUCUUGCAUACCAUUCGCACGAGGUAGUGUUUUAUCCUUCACUCUUUCAGUCCCUGUGGACAUUGGCCCCAUACGGCGGGUGCGGGUAUGGCAUGACAAUUCUGGCUCCAGUCCUUCAUGGUUUCUCAACUACAUAAAGGUCAGGUCUUCAAAUAAUUUGUUCUUUUAACCCAAAUCAAGCUUUAAUUGAAACGUGACGUCAAUCUAAAUACGGCCUUCAGGGCUGUCACUGAGUUCCGGGGCCGGGGCCGGGAAUUUCCCUUCGCUUUUUUCAUGGAAAAUGAAGAGAAAAUAGAUCAAAGGAACUUGUGAGCUGUUCGAUUUCCCUCCUACUAAUUGCAUAUACCCUACAACUAGGAAUAGUUUUUCUUGCUUAUAAACUAACGUAAGCAAAGGUGAAUUCGUGGUGGACAAAAUGCUUCGUAAACCGAAUGACUCUCUUUGUAAUACUACAUGUCAUAAUAGGCAAAACAAAUGCCAAAAGUUGCUUUUUGCAAGCUGGCAUAAAUAACGGUCGUUACCUACGGAUGCACAACCCAAAAAGCAGCAUUUUCUAAAGGGGUGCGUCUGUUUUCAAAGGGCGGUGUUUAUCGUUGUUUUCCGGCUCUUACCAGCGUCCAUUCAUUGAGAUUCCCCUUCGGAUUAAGUUCUCUUUGUAUAAUAUGUCAUUCUUUAUUUUUAGGUUUUUGAUGUAACUGCUCGGACACUAAUGAUUUUCACAUGUUACUUGUGGCUCGCUGUGGACAAAGGUGAUGGACUUGUCGAUCGCACCCUCACAUCGUCGACAAAUGAGAAAGGAGUUGACUUUACGGUUUACGUCCAGAAUAAGAUUGCUGAAGAAUUCAGCGAUGAGCAUUUGUGGUUUUCUGUUGCCACCAGAUCUCCGAGCCACAGAUUUACACGUGUUGAACGCUUGUCGUGCUGUUUGUCUCUUCUGUUAUGUGAGAUGCUGGUGAGUGCUAUGUUUUACCAGCUUGAUACGAAUAUGAGCAACACACAAGGCACGAUUCGUUUGGGUCGUUUCGUGCUUGAUCUUCGUGAGUUUAUUAUUGCAGUACAGAGCCUUUUUAUUGUGUUGCCAUUUAAUCUCUUGAUCGUGAUGAUCUUCACUCACGCAAAAUCAACGAAAGAAGAAGGAUUUGCCAAAAACCUUGACAAUCAGAAACGCAAAUUUUCUCUACCACACUGGUGUGUCUACGUCGCAUGGCUGAUGUGCUUUCUAGCAGCCGUUGGUCCUGCCACCUUACUCGUCUUCUACAGUAUGCAGUGGGGCAAGGAUACGAGCGAACAGUGGUUAAUUUCAAUUGUGAUUUCACUUUUCAUAGAAAUCUUUGUAUCCGAACCACUUAGAAUCAUUGUCGUCGCAUUUUUGCUGUCACACAUUUUUGAAAUCCUUGUUCAGAGCUCUUAUCAGACGCCCUGCUAUGAUGAUCCUGUCCUUGAUGUUGAUGAUAUUCUUUUAACUGAAGAAGGUCAAGGGGAGGAGGAUCUUGAAAUACCGAAGCCACCAAACAAGAAAAAGCUACAACGUUCUCUGAAAAACCGAUUAAGGGAGCUUCACAUGUACAAGGCUUUGAGAAAAAUAGUGUCUUACAUCCUCUAUUUGACUAUCCUUGUCGUGGUGUGUUAUGGCGGACGAAGUGAACAUGGCUUCUGGAUGACAGCCUCUGUUAGUGAAGUGUUUGGAAACCUAAACAAGGUAAGACUGAAGGAAAUUUCUGAGUUAUUAACAAUUUACAUUUUCUGUGAGUGUAGUUCUGAACAAACCUACACUCAACAACCUGUGCGGAAGUUAUCAUCAUUUGUAUUACAGUUAAAUAAUGGUGUACUAUGGCAUUAUGUCCACUUCAAUGAAUGAAGAGAAUUCGUCAUUGUUGUGACGUUUCUAACCCAUAUGCUUACUGUGCGCCACUGUUUUAGAUUUCAUCUCACGUGAGCACGUGGCACUGGGUACAAGAAGUCCUGGUACCUGGUCUGUUUCAGGAUGGAAAACAACAACAAAACGCCUCUGGCCCUUAUGUUGGUGAUGGAGAAGCAAUUCUUGUCGGGAUGCCUCGUCUUAGGCAGCUCAGAGUGAAAAAAGGUUUUCGUCUUAAUUUGUUAUUGAAUCUUAACGAUGAGAGUUAAGUUGCAAUCGAUAGUAUCCCGGUGGUUGGACGCAAGACAAUCAUACCAGACGUAGUUAGUCGAUAGAAAUCGAUAUCGAUCGAUUUAAUCCGCUGAUCGAUAUCGCAAAUCGAUAGAAAUCGAAGUAACAGAAAAGAUAAUUUAGCGAUUAUAAUUGAUUAACAAAAAUCGAUAUCAACAGGUAGUAGUCGAUAGUAAUCGAUAACAACCAAUAAUCUUGAAGUGAAUAUUCUGAAGAUGACGAUGCUAUUUGGCAAGCAACACCAAUGAAACCGGCUUAAGCGUAACGCAUUUUAUUUUUGACUUCAGAAACUACCCCAGGCGCAGUCUUCGUCACGUUCCAUUUUUUGUUUCUUUCGUUUGCUAGUUUGUUUUAAUAGGCAUUUACGUGUCCAUUCAAUCAUGCGCCAUCGACUGCAUCUUGCAUUUCUUUGUUUUGCAUUCCUUGCCAUCUCGCGGACACUGGAAUCCAAUUGAAUGGCAUGCUCCAUGCUUAUGGAGUUGCUACAGCGAAAUAGAGUUGUUUCCUGCCACUUUCGCAGCAAUUUGUUUCCUCAUUAUAAACUGCGCUUAAGCUAAAAAAUCAAAACAAAGAGCAAUUUGUUCCUGUUAGUGCAUAAUAUCACAACUGAAUGACUCGAUAACACCGUACGGACAACGUCGUGUUAAUGUUGAACCUCUACCGAAUGACUUAAGUCUUUCUUCAUAAUAAUCGAUAGUAAUCAGUAAUAAUCGAUAAAUCAAUCAUUAUCGAUUGAUAUCGGAAAUCGAUAUUGAUCGAAGUCACAACUUUUUCUUUAUUGAUUUCUAUCGAUUGAUAUCGGAAAUCGAUAUUCAUCGAUUAUUGAUACCGAUCACUAUCGAUUAUUAUAUUAUUAUCGAUUAUCGGUUUAUCGAUUAACUACGUCUGGAAUCAUCAACUAUUCAGUUGAAAUUUAAACUUGAAUUUGUAGUGAAACCAUUUUCAGAUUAGGGUAGAUAUCACCAGUCUCAUACCUCGUCAAAAUAUGCUUUCGUAUCGCUAAAUCUAUUUAUCCGUCGAAACCACCUUGUGACAGCAGACAAUUGUAAAAUCCCUUUCUCUGGGGAGAGUAGUUUUUGUCAGUUUUCUUUGGUAUUCUUGAAAGCUUGUAGUUGGGAAUCAAAAUCACGUCCUCUCUUUUUCUUUUCAGAUUCGUGCGAAGUUCCUUUUCAAACACGGAAUUUGUUCAACUCGUGCGUGAGCUCCUAUUCGUCCAAAAACGAGGACGAAACCCAAAACUACUUACCAAGAUGGCGACUUUUAUCAUCAACUGAAAAGGUGUUAUUACGCGAUCUCGAUCAGCUCUGCCCUACUGCAUGGCGGUAUGCCUCAGCAAAGCAAACCUGUAGUCUUCAUUUUUGGGGGCACCUUUAUCCUUUCUGCAUUUAUGGUCGUGGAGGCUACCUGGCAGAACUCGGUUACGACAAUAACACUGCAUCGAAAGUCAUCUCUGAACUUAGCGAGUUAAACUGGAUUAACAGAUUUACAAGUGUGUUGUUUGUGGAGUUCACAGUGUUUAACCCAGGGGUUAGCCUCUUUAGUACGUUAACGAUCGCUAUUGAGUUCUCACCGAGUGGGUACGUGGUUUCCAAUCAAGUCAUUCGCACUAUGCAUGUUUAUGACCUUGGUGGGGGGUACAGCACUGUUACUAUCCUCUGUCAAGUGUUACUAGUGUUUUUCAUCAUUUACUUUAUCGUCACUGAAGUAAGGCAGAUGAUACUAGGUGUUCGCCAAUACUUCAAACAAUUCCUUAACUUAGUGGAGUUAACGCAAACAGUUACAGUCAUCGCUUUUGUUGUAACUCACGUCUUGAAAGAAACAGAACUCUUCGAGAACACAGCCAAGCUCCAGGAGAACGUUUUCCAGUUCAUCAGCUUUGAUAAAAGCGUUCUGUUAGACACUUUAGAGUCGAUUUUAGUCUCGUUGCUGAUGUUUUUCAACACACUAAAGCUGCUGUAUUUGCUGAAGUUUAAUAGUCACGUGAAUCACUUGUUUAGUGUCAUGAAAAGAUCUGCUUUUGAACUUCUACACUGCUCGUUGGGACUUCUAGUGUUCAUGUUGACAUUUAUUCACACAGGAUAUCUUUCAUUUGGAAAAGAUAUUGAAGCUUAUUCGUCUCCUUUAACAGUUUUACAAACUCUACUUGUAGAGGGCGUUAUCGGUGGAGGGACCAACUAUUUUCAAGACUGCUGUAUCCUUGGGCGUGUUUAUAUGUUAGCCUUCAAGCUAGGCCUUAACUUUAUUUGCGUCAAUUUUUUCAUUGCCAUUCUUGAUGAUAACUAUCAAAUUGUUAAAGAUCUUUCCAAGAGGAAAUUCAAUCUUGGGCUGUUUAUGAUAAAAAAGAUGAAGGAAAUGUUGGGCUGCGUUGGAGCCGAGACGGAGGCAACUAUACAGCCAGACACUCCCGUGGAAAGAAAGAACAAAGAGCUUAAAACGGAGGAGAAUGAAGUCCUUGACUUCAACGAGUCGAUAUUAACGCCUGAUGUACAUUUGGAAGAAAGAUUGAAGCAGAUCAAUCAAAGCUUGAAUGAGAUUUAUGCCGACGAGUUUGGUGAGGACAGCGACAUACUUCGCUUGUGGCUCGACAUUCGCCCACAACAGUUUAAAGACUCAGAAGCUACAGACGAACUUGAACAAGAGCAAAAUUAUCAGUGUGUUCUCGCGUGA
This is a messenger RNA of Porites evermanni, 14479 nucleotides long. Lineage: Eukaryota; Metazoa; Cnidaria; Anthozoa; Scleractinia; Poritidae. The record is from the annotation of a GenBank genome assembly.